This is a messenger RNA of Ceratina calcarata, 2156 nucleotides long. RefSeq names its product protein SHQ1 homolog. Lineage: Eukaryota; Metazoa; Arthropoda; Insecta; Hymenoptera; Apidae. The transcript is spliced from 8 exons. The record is from RefSeq and is a predicted model, not a curated record. Gene Ontology annotation, cellular component: nucleoplasm; cytoplasm. Bases 265 to 1833 code for a protein of 522 amino acids. Gene Ontology annotation, biological process: box H/ACA snoRNP assembly.
CACUUCACAGUUCACACUGUAUGUACAGUGUGCAAUGUGCAAUACGCAUGCUCAAUAGACACAGUGAACCAUACACUAACUUAAGCUGAUUAUAGUUUUAUUAAUAAAGUAUACUGUGCGUUUGAAAUAAUAUUUUUAUCAGUACGUUUAAUACCCCUUUAUAUUUGGCUGCUAAUGUGAGACUUUGCAGUUGUGCAAUAUUACAGGUAGUUGAAUUAGAAAGAAGUUUGUCCAUGAAAUAAUUUAUUUUAACUUAUUACGAAAAUGCUGACUCCACGAUUUGAGAUAACUCAAACAGACACAGAAGUUGCAAUAAUUGUUCAUGCACCAUAUGCUAAUAUUAAAGAUACAGAAGUUUAUAUUGAUGGAACGGACUUCAGAUUUUUUUCUACUCCAUACUAUUUAAGGCUGAAGUUACCAGGUGAAAUAGAAGAGAAUGAUUCAUCGUUUGGUUCUUAUGAUUGUGAGAAAGGAGAUUUCUCCUUAAGAUUUUCAAAAGUAAUAAAAGGAGAGUACUUUGAAAAUUUGGAUAUGAUAACAACAUUAUUAGCACCACCAAAAAAGAAAAGUACAAUUGUCCCCAAUAUUGAAGUAAUUGGGAAUCCAUCUGCAAACUCUGAUGAUAUUAAUGAUAUAUCUAAUGAGAACCAGUUCAUAGCACUUGACGAAAGUACUGAUGGAGAUGAAUGGUAUAUAAAUCAAAGUAAUAUCACAGAGAAUAUAACCAAUCUUCUAACUAUAUCUCCUAAAUAUGGUUUUGCAAAUAAAGUAUCUGGCGCUUUAGCUGCUUUCGAGUCAGCUUGGAUUAAAGAAAUAAUAGAUCUUCCAAUGCCAGAUACAACACCACAAAGUGAAAGAAGAGGAUUAAGGGAGAAACGUGAAAUUGAAGAUUUUAACGAAGAGCAUUAUCUAGCAGAUCUUAUGCAACCUGACUGUAUAGAACCAUAUAUUUCAUAUGUCGCAGAGUGGGACACUUUGGAUAGAGAAAAUGUAUCUUUAGACGGAACUCAAGUGGAUUUAUUAAAAGAACUUCCAAACAAAGAAUAUUUGUUAAAUAAUGAGGAAACCCACAAGCUACUUUUAGGUUUAGUUGACAUUUUAUUUGGUAGCUGUUACAACCACAGGACUACAUUGGGUGAAAAUACUGUUGAGAGUAGUUGGACCAUUAAUAAAUUAAGUUCAACCUUGUCUUGGUUUGAUGAAUUUUGUGAUGCAGAGGAAGUUGCAAAAGCAUGCUUCAGAAGAUCUAUAUGUUAUCCACUUUUUAGAAAUUGUGAUUUGUCCAACAAAAUUCUAGAAGAUGUAAAGAAAGUUAUCAAAUUAGGUAAAAAAUAUAUUAUAAAACGUCUUUGCGAAAUACAUAGUUUGUUUAACAAUUCAUACGAACCUCGAUAUAUAUUAAAUCAACUAUAUAUAAAAGACUACUUAAUUUGGUUACAACAAAUUAACGAAUCUCUAAUAGAAUCUUUGGAUUCACUUAUUACUAAUGUUCAUGUUUCGAAGGAAGAUAUGCAUCUUGAUUUAACAGAAUUAGAACAAGCGGCUUAUUCGGUACAAGAAGAAGAUCUUAUUAUAGAAAAUUCUGUUCACGAAAUAGUAGACCAAAUGGACGAAUUAACGGUUAAUGGCAAUGACAACGAUAAGCCAAAGACUAUAUACUACAUUAAAGACAAACAUUCUUUAAAGUACUUACUGUCGAGCAGUUCAAGUGACAGCAGUGACACUGACUCUGAAAGCGAUUCAGAAAGUAGUACUUCAAGUACAACCACGACGAGCGAUAGCAAUAGUUUGGAUUCCGAUGAUGCGAGCGAACCAGAAGAGAUUACAAAUUAAUACUUGCGAGAUAUUCGGUAUUUCUGUGUGUUUACUAUUUCAUAAAAUCUUUGUAAAGGUAACAUUUUUGAAAACUUUUCGCUAAAAGCUAAAUUUAUAUAUAAUAUUCUACCUUUAUGUGUUCAUAUAAAUAUUUAUACCUCUGCAUAUAUUUGAAUCUGUUUUUAAGAUUGCAAGUAACUUUUACAGAUAAUAUCUUUUAUUUCUCUAUUUUAUAAUUACAUUAACGUGUAGUUAUGACCGUACAUGUAGAUAUACACACUGUAUUUCAUCCCUAUUCAGUGUAAGUAUGAUUGAUUUAUUAAAAGAUAUAGUAAAUCCAA